This is a messenger RNA of Poecilia latipinna (sailfin molly), 1185 nucleotides long. RefSeq names its product O-acetyl-ADP-ribose deacetylase MACROD2-like. The coding region runs from base 190 to 471 and encodes 93 amino acids. NCBI's taxonomy places the organism in Eukaryota, Metazoa, Chordata, Actinopteri, Cyprinodontiformes, Poeciliidae. The record is from RefSeq and is a predicted model, not a curated record. Gene Ontology annotation, biological process: peptidyl-glutamate ADP-deribosylation; purine nucleoside metabolic process; DNA damage response. The transcript has 3 exons. Gene Ontology annotation, cellular component: nucleoplasm. Gene Ontology annotation, molecular function: ADP-ribosylglutamate-[protein] hydrolase activity.
GCCAUCACGAUAGGUUGACGUUACUAAGGGGUCCAUAGAAAUUUGACAGCUUCACAGGUGAGACAACCGUCCAGAGGCUGUUUCACUUUACGUUUCUAUUUUCUUUUACCCCCCGGAACUCCACUCACUGUGAGCCUGGGGUUGUCACAAUCAAAAAGCAGCCUUUCGAAGUCUUAUCACUCCGGCAGCAUGAGCAAAAAGAAAAAGGACUGGAAGACUGAAAAAGAACGACUCCUUCAACUAGAUCGAGAGGACAGGCGCAAGGAGUAUCGUAAAGGUUUCACACAACUGGAUGACAUUCCAACUUGGAGAGAGGAAAACAGAUCCAGGAACAAAGAAGAUGAUGAGAAGGAGCUCCCAGGUGGAGGAGGCCUCGGUGAUAAAGUAUCUCUCUACAAGGGUGAUAUUACUGUCCUGGAGGUGGAUGCCAUAGUCAAUGCUGGUAGGAGCUCUGCUCUCUAUGCUUUUUAAGCUGCUGGUUUUUUGUCUGGAGUUCAGCUUUAAGUUGUGUUUUGCUGCCCUCUGCUGGUGAACAUAAAGAAUAACUAAUCCUGGAGGCGUCACAGAAGUGGUGUGUGAUUAUGAUUAAGGCAAGUUAAGGAAGUGUGCUUGGUCUUGCUUGCCAUAAUUGAAAUUGUAUGGCGGUUUCCUUCUUUUCUUGUCUUCUGUUAGGUCACACGUUAUUUCUGUUUGAUUCUGAAAGAUUUUUCUGGUACAGCUUUCUGUAAUGCUAUUAGUCCUCUGCCUCCUCCACCUGUUGUUCGAACCCGAUCUUUGCUACAGAUAUUCCCCUCCCCGCUCUCCCUAUUCCUUUUUCUCCCCCUUUCCCGUGCAAUGCAAAUAAAAGCCACUUAAAUUUAAGAAAAAAACAAAACAAAACAAAAAAACAUUGAAUUUGAUGAGGUUAAUCAAAUCUUUUGGAUUAUUUAAUGAGGACUGAAGAACACUGCUCAUACAUCAACAUAAUAUUACAGACAAACUUGGAACAUUUAAAAAUACCGGAGACAUUUAAAUGUCAUGGAAGUUGUUUUGUAUGAUCGGCAUUUUGACCUUUUAACACAAAGCGUUGAAGAGCUCAAGCAGCGUGGUGUUUUGUUUGAGUAUUGUGAUAACAUGAAAACCAAAUGUCUGCUGUACGAUUACCGUAACUAUGGGUAACAAGCCUAAAAUAUUCACCUUGGUGAA